CUGUCUUUGCAGGUUUGCGGAAUUGACACUUUUCCCUUCCAGAAGGAACGUCAGAAAGUUUUUCAAUUUAUGAUUUUUAGCUUUUGCCAUCGUCGCGAGAAGAGGCUUGUAGGCAAACGCAUGCUCGGGGAGAUGUGUAAGGCAUUUGCUGUUUAUGAAACAAACGACUUAGCUUAUUGCAUGUGCGCCAGCGUUCAUGAAUAAAAAUCUUGUUGUUGUGUGAUUUACUCAGAGAACUUCUAAGUUAUUAUAUUAUAUAAUAUAACAUAUUGAUGUACAUAUCUACAUACAGAAGUUAUUAAUUCUGUAAUAAUUGAAAUUAGAAAAUUAUUAAAAAAAGUAAAGUAAAUUUCUUUUUUUCAUAAUCUUUCGCAUUUUAUCAUGCCUCAUUUGUAAAAAAAAAAUCAUAUUUUAUCAAUUUUUAUCAUAAAAAUAGUUUAUAUGACAAAAAAUAAUCAUGCAUAUGUGAAGUGGCAUUUGUAUUUUUUGUUUAAAGUAUUUAAUUUUUCUUUUUAUGUGGGGAGAUACGUAUUUCUGCAAGAAACUGUUGUUAUAAAUUCUCAUUUCUGCAAAGCAAUACUACAGGAAAUGGUGAACUCUUUGACCUCAAUUUUCCAGCUCUGUUAGCCGUCCAAUCGAGCAUUAUACAAAAUUCAAUUUGCACCUUCUCGUUUUUAUAAGUUCUCUGGGUCCACAACACGUCCACUACACACAGCCCACUAGUACUCACCACGCACAGCCAAAGUGUCAAGUGACAAUGCACGCAUAGCCUUAAGUUUGCAGCUGCUCAGCUGCUCAGCUGCGCGUCGGCAGCGUAUCGUGGAGCGUUUUGUUUAAAAACAUUUUAAAAAUUUCGGAAAUAUUAAGAAAGAAAAUAAAAUCAAGAAAAAUCGUCAACUUCGGCUGCACCGAAGCUUGUUGCAUUUUUAUAUCAUUAAAGGGUAUAAAAACAUUUGACUUGAUUUUGAUAGGUUGGUUUGUAUGGCAGCUAUGUAUUAGGGAUGAUCGAUAUUCAUCGAUGUUGUAGAAACAUCGAUGUUUUACUGGAAAACAUCGAUGUUUUAACAUCGAUGGGUUGACUUCGAUAUUAUCGGAGCAUCGAUGUUACUAGAAUGAAAGUAUCGAAACGUCAAUUAUUCUUUUGGGCGCCAUCUAGCGUCACGGAGCUAAGUUACGUCUUGAUAUUUUUUUUAGUCUGAGUUACAGCCAUUGUCUUAUUUUAAAGAUUCGUCAUUUAUUUAUUUAUUAUUCAGAUUUCAGGCACGUCCAUCAUAUCGUAACGCUUGCUCAUGAAUGUCUAGUUUUAAAUCAUAAAGAUACAUUAAUUCAGAUUCAGAUUAUGAUAAAUAAGUAGGUAUAACGAAGAUGCAUAUAAUAAUUUGAUUAUUGUUUUUUUUUUAAUUUCAGGUAUUAUAAAAUGCCACCAAAGAGUCAAUACUGGAAAUAUUUUGAAAAAAUAAAUGAUACUAGCGCCAAAUGUCGUUCCUGUGGAAAAAAUUUAAAAACUGCUAGUAAUACUACCAAUUUGAAAUGUCAUUUGGAAAAAAAACAUCAGAAUUUAAUGCCCAAAGAUGAACCUGUGAGAACUACAUCAUCCUCCACUCCAACAACUUUUAAAAAACCUAGUGCUGUGUUUUCAACUAGUACGGCUAAUGUUACAGUUACAAUGGAAAUAUCUAAAUCAGGGAGUGAUUGUGAUUCUGAAAAAAGUUACACAGAUAGUGCCAAAAAAUUAUUCUCCCAACCAACUCUAAGCUCUAGCUUUAGUAAAAUAUCUCAAUAUGGUGAUAUGGGCUCAAAGGGAAUUCGGUUGACGAAUAUCAUUUUAUACAUGAUUUGCAAAGACUCACAACCUUUUCAAAUUGUAGAAAAUGAAGGUUUUCUGAAUUUAAUGAAAACUGCUUGUCCAUUGUACAAGGUGCCUUCACGAUUUACUUUGUAAAGGAUGUUAAAUACCAAAUAUGACAUUAUUAGUGAACACUUCAAAGGGAAACUUCAAAACGUGAGUGGUUUGACUUUAACGACAGACAUUUGGACAGACAUGAUGCAAACUAGAAGUUCUUUGGGAGUGACUGUUCUAUUUUGUAAUGAGGAGGAUAAAUUAGAAUCUGUAUCGUUGGGAGUUUAUGAUUUAAUGCAAUCUCAUACUGCGGAAUAUAUAGCGAAUAUAUUAUUGAAGGUCUGUGACGAAUGGAAUAUUGAACAAAAUAAAAUUGUGGCAGUUGUCACUGAUGCUGGGGCCAAUAUUGUUAAAGCAAUAGAAAUUGCAUUUGGUAGAAGUCGUCAUAUACACUGCUAUGCCCAUAUGUUGAAUUUGGUGGCACAAAAAUCCAUCGAUAAAACGCCUAAUUUGCCUUACCUAAUAGCUGCUAUUAAAAGAAUUGUAACGUGGUUUAAACAAUGUAUUGCUGCUAGUGAUGAAUUGAGGCGAGAAUCUGAUUUGAAACUGAUACAAGAUGUGUCCACUCGAUGGAACUCAACAUUUUAGAUGAUUGAAAGAUUUUUAAAACUGCGCCCUGCAAUCAAUAAUAUUAUUAAUUGCCACACUAGUGCACCAGAAAUGUUGAAUGUCAAACAAAUUAUUGAUUUAACUGAAGUUUGUGAGAUUUUACGACCAAUUGAAAUAACUACUCGUGAAGUCUGUGGUGAAAAAUAUGUAACAUGUAGUAAAGUUAUCCCACUUACCAGAUUACUUACUAUAAAAGUGACAGGCUUGGAACCAAAACAGACAAUUGGAGAUAAUUUAAAAAAAAGCGUAAUUGAAGAAAUAAAGAAACGAUUGUUACAAACAGAAAACGUGAAUAUCCUUGCUAUCGCCACUCUUUUGGAUCCCCGGUUCAAAAAUAUACAUUUCCAAGAUGCAUUAGCCUGUUCCAGAGGCAUUAGGAGUAUCAAGGAAUUGAUUUCAGAUAUUCAGACCAAUGAAACAAACGAAAAUGAUCAACUAACAGAGACAAGACCAGUCGAAGAAGACACUGUAGAUAUAUGGCAAGACCAUUAUAAACUUGUCAACCAAAAUAACAAUAUUUUGUCUGGUCAAUGAGACACAAGCAUGCCUCUGGGGUUGCAAAUUUAUUUAAAAAUUCCGCUGGUCAGCUUCUGUACCAGCAACGGAACAGACUUAAAGGAAAAAACUUAUCAAAGUUAAUUUUUUUACAGUGUCCCUAAAAAAUACUGGGAAUGUUGAUUUUUGUUAUUAUUUUUGUGAUUUUUAGGUGCCUCAGGAAGAGUGGGCUAUUUUAAAUUUAAUGUAAUUUUCUAAUAAUUAAAACAUUUUAUAAAUAUUAUAGACAGUUUUAUUUGUUUCCAAAAACAUCGAUGUUUUAGACAUAUCGAUGUUUUUCUAAUAUCGAUCAUCCCUACUACGUAUAUGCUACAGUGGUCCAAUCUAAAUAAUUCGGAGAUAGUAGCGCCACCUUAGACACAAAUUCAUGCUUAUCAAUUCAAAUUGCAGAUUUUUCCUUCGAUUAUCUAAAUCUGUAUUAUUGACAACAACGCACAAAAAAUAAUCAGGUCUUAAACGCGUAGAAACUACAAUAAACUAAUGUAAUAAGCAGUGAGAGGACACUGUGUCUGCUUAUUCUCCAUUAGUAGAAUUCAAAAACUGCCGUUAACUUUGCAAACGCGCAUAGGAAUUCCAUGAAAUAUGGCAACUGUAUGCUAUUAGCAUGCGCAUCUGAUAUUUUGAAAAGAACUUCAAAAACGCAUAUAUUUUAUUAAAUAUUUUUAUUGAAACACAUUCCACGGAUUGGUGAGCGGAGACUUUUUCUGCCUAGUGUAUAUGCAAACUUGUCCCUCAGUUUUUAAGCUAUUGAUCUGAAAUUUUGUACCUGUCCUUUUCUCACUAAGAAGCUGCUCAUUUGUCUGAACGGCCAAUAUCUGACCACUAUAGCAUAUAGCUGCCAUACAAACUGAACAAUCGGAAGCACAUCGUUGUAUAGGAAACUUUUUCAUUUGACGCAAUAUUUUCAUGAAAUUUGGCAUGAGUUUUUUUCUAAGGCAACAAUGGAAUCUCCGAAGAAAUUGUAUAGAUCGGAUGACUAUAGCCUAUAGUUGCUAUACAAACUGAACGAUCGGAGUAAAGUGCCUGCAUGAAAUAAAAUUUUAUUUUUUAAUACCGAUUCACGAAAUUUCGUCUGAUUUCGUCGAUCUGAAUCAAGUUAUUGUAAGGAAACUUUGUAUCUGUGAAGGGUAUUAAAGCUUCGGUGCAACCGAAGUUAACGUUUUUUCUUGUUUUUUAAUUAUUCACUUUAUACUUUUCUUUCUAUAUCUUGAGAAUACGAAUUUGUUUUUUUUUAGAAUUACACAUCUGGUAAAAUUGUUCAAAUCUGCUCUACGUGUUAUACAUUUUUGGAAAAAGAAAAUAUUCCUCUCAUGUCAACAUACAAUGGUUUUGUAUAUCCGAAAAUUCCAUCACAUUUACCAACCUUAAACCUUAUCGAGCAACGAUUGAUUUCACCGAGAAUACCGUUCAUGCAGAUUCGUAGAUUGAGACACGUUAAUGAACAGUACAGUAUUUAUGGCCAGAUAAUUAAUGUUCCUGUCGAAAUUAAUACAAUGGUGAAACAAUUGCCAAGAAACAUUCAAGAUGACCAUUACUUUUAUGUACAUUUGAAAAAGAAGUUGAUUCACAAAACUAGUUACAUAUGUCUACGGACUUAUUAAUAAGAGCCACAUUAAAGAGUGGUUGUCGUAUAUUUAUUUUAAUAAAAUGGUAAAUUGUCUGAGAAAAGUUUUGCAAUCAAAGAAAAGAAGUGCAUUCAGAAGAUAUAGAGUAGUACAUUAUUUCAAAACAAUAGAAUUUCAACAUCGUGGUAUGUGGGCUACUCAUAUUCUUCUUUGGUUGAAAAAUGUUCCUGAAGAUUUAUUAAGCAACGAUCCUGAAGUAAUUAAAUUAAUCGACGAAUUAGUUUCUGUGUCAGCGUCAGAGGCGGCUGGAAAUAUAAUAUAAAACUAGUAACAUACAACGGAUCCUAAUAAAAUGGAAGAAUGAUUUGGUGCACCGUUUAUGCCAACAAAAAAAAAUACGAAAAUUUUGACUACACAAAUUGUGAUGAAUUUUAGAGAAAACUUUAGAAAUUUGUAGACAGUUGUGUCGAGAAAACGAUGAAGAACAAGAAGAC
This is a messenger RNA of Bactrocera oleae (olive fruit fly), 5123 nucleotides long. The record is from RefSeq and is a predicted model, not a curated record. NCBI's taxonomy places the organism in Eukaryota, Metazoa, Arthropoda, Insecta, Diptera, Tephritidae.